Messenger RNA from Protopolystoma xenopodis, 393 nucleotides. The record is from the annotation of a GenBank genome assembly. Lineage: Eukaryota; Metazoa; Platyhelminthes; Monogenea; Polystomatidea; Polystomatidae.
AUGUUUCGAGCCAACACUGGUGCCCCUCGACGGUUUUCUGCUCAGAGGCACCAAGCUGCCCAUUUCGAUUUACAGACACUACAGGUGUGCCAGGCAUUUUCAGCAAAUACUUGCAAGCACACACUCAUCCGUUUGCUUGUCCAUAUUGCACGAAUCCGAUUUCCUGACAAGAAAGUUAUUAAGGAGAAGGAGGCGCACAUUGAGCAACUUUUAGAGGAACGCGAAAUAGAACGCUCUGACGUUGCCAAGGCUACUUUGGAGAAGGAACAGGUGGGCUUAAUUUUUUUAAAAACCAUUUUACGCUCGCUUAUAUUUAUUAAUUUUCCUUGGUCUUUUUCAUUCGAAUAUUGGUCUCUAAUUUUCUCUGCGUAUAUGUAUAAUUUUAGCUUAUAA